This is a messenger RNA of Erigeron canadensis, 2509 nucleotides long. RefSeq lists its product as uncharacterized. Bases 175 to 2280 code for a protein of 701 amino acids. The transcript has 11 exons. Lineage: Eukaryota; Viridiplantae; Streptophyta; Magnoliopsida; Asterales; Asteraceae. The record is from RefSeq and is a predicted model, not a curated record.
AUGACAUACACGAUACAUACAGUGAUUUUACAACAAUAUACAUCCUAAAUACAUUGAUCGAUUCACUUCAUUCAUCAUCUUCUCCGAUCGAGGAACUGUUGGUGGUCCGGUUUUCUGGGAGUGCCAUCCGAUCCUGCAACUCAAGAGGAAGAUGCUUGUGCGGCAUUAAACAAUAUGAAAUUAGGUGGAAAGUUAGAUGAUCUUAUAGCUGAAAACCUAUAUCCAGUUAUUAAUAAUGAUUAUGCUGGAAGAAGUGAAGGAGCGGGGAGUAUACAUGGCAGACUGGGGACCUUAGGUACACAGCAUGGCUUAACUAUUGUAGAUAAGCACAUCGAUGUUCUCGAAGACGAAGGAUACAUUACCAUUCCAUGCAAGGAGCUUCCUGAUAUAUGGAAUGAAAAAUCAGAUAUAACAUCAUUUAGAUCCUUUGAUCGCUCUUUUGUUUUUCCAGGUGAACAAGUUCAUAUCUUAGCAAGCUUAUCCACGUUCAAGCAGGAAGAAUACAUAAAUCAGGCAGACGAGUUGUUGAUAAGAUUUAAAAAAUCUCACUUUUUUGCUCGAAUUUCUGAGGCAGAUGAAGCUCUUUGGUCGAGAAGGAAAACUGAUGAAACAUUUGGAGGAAAGUUCAUUCCAGUUGAAUCCUGUAAGGAUGAUGUACCAGCUGACAGAGGAACCCUCGAUGCUAGCACCUCUGGUGGAGUUGCAAAAAAUGACGUUAAAUGUUGUCUACUUGCUAAUGGAGACAUAGUGGUGCUUUUACAUGUAAAUAUCUGUGUUGAUUUUCUAAGAGAUCCAGUUUUGGAAAUUCUUCAGUUCGAAAAAUAUGAAAAUUCGGGUUACUCGGAACAGGACCCAUAUGGAGAUCUCUUGAAAUGGUUGCUUCCCAUACAUAAUUCAGCAUCUCCACCUCGAUUUUUAUCUACUCCAGAAAUGAGUCCCAGUUCAAGCACUCGUAACUCAUUGUCAAAACCAAAUCCCCCAAGCUCUUUUGGUUCUCAAAACUUUUUAUUAGGUCAGUUUAGAAGUCACUCUAUGUCAUCACUUUCAUCAAAAAGUGUACCUCCUACUCUUCUCAACUCCAAUAAGUCUGGGAGUGAAAGAAAUGGCGAAGGGCUUUUAUCUUUCCGGGGAGUGCAGUUGGAGCCAGAACGGUUUUCAGUUCGUUGUGGACUGGAAGGAAUUUAUACUCUGGGUAGACGAUGGAGGAGGAAGAUUGAAAUUAUACAGCCAUUAGAGAUUGAUUGCUUUUCUGCUGACUGCAAUACAGAAGAUCUACUUUGUGUCCAAAUAAAGAAUGUUUCUCCAGCUAAUGCACCAGAUAUCGUUUUAUACUUGGAUACCAUAACAGUUAUAAUUGAGGAGGCUUCCAAAGGUGGACCGCCUUUGUCUUUGCCAAUUGCGUGUACUGAGGCUGGCAGUGACCAUGGCUUGCCAAAUCUACCCCUCAGGAAAGGUGAGGAACACUCAUUCAUACUUAAACCAUCAACACCACUUUGGAGUUCUAAUGUUUAUAUGGAGAAAAGCUCUCAAACAUCACAAUUGCCAACUGGAAGUGCACGAUCAAUCGUACACAUCUUCUCUAAUGUGGAUCAUGGUGCCUUGUCUAGUACUAAAUAUGCAGUUCUUGUAUCAUGUCGGUGCAACUAUACUGAAUCUAGAUUGUUAUUCAAGCAGCCAACAAACUGGCGACCACGUAUCCGAAAGGACAUUAUGAUCUCUGUUGCAUCUCACAUGUCGGGACACGCUCUUCGGGCAGAUGCCAGAAUCUCUAAUUUAUUUGUUCAGGUUUUAACUCUUGAGGCUUCAAAUUUGACAAAUGAAGAUUUAAAGUUAACAUUGCUUGCUCCACCUUCACUUUCUUCUUCUUCCGUGGUGUCAUUAACUUGUUCACCUAGAUCACCUUUGAGCCCAAUUGAUGAUAGACGAAACACUGCACUGCAGAGGCAACGCUCAGCAUCUAAGGUACUAAAUCAGAGAUGUGGUGAGGGUGAUGAUCAUGACCAUACAUAUGGAUCUUUUAAUGAGAAAACAAUUCCCAUUUCUGAUGUCCUUCCAAGAAGUGAUCUGGGCCGUACACAUAUGUGGUUGAAGAGUAGAGUUCCUCUAGGGUAUGUCCCUUCUCGAUCCACCAUUACUUUCAAGCUCGAGCUACUUCCACUAACUGAUGGCAUUAUAACACUAGAUUCUUUGCAGAUUAAUGUUGAAAAAGGUCGUUCUUAUGUCCCCGAGCAUCCGCUAAAGUUAAAUUCAACUUCUGGCAUACGCAUUGGAGCCAUUUAAGUUUGCUUGUUACAGAGUUAUCUCCUCCUGUUUUGCUAGUUUGUGUGUAUGAAUAGGGGUAGUUGGGUGGGAGAGAAAUGAAGGCUUCACUUAUUGUUGUCUUGUUUAUCUUUAUGCCUGGUUUAUAAAUAUAAGCCACAAUUUGUCCGAUUUCGUUUCAUGUUAUUUAAACAGCUGCAAAUCCAUCUAUAUUUUGCUAAAUCUAAAGAUGAUAAUGGGGUUUUGUGUU